Grus americana (Whooping crane) is the source of this 2444-nucleotide messenger RNA. RefSeq lists its product as uncharacterized. The transcript has 6 exons. The coding region runs from base 375 to 1226 and encodes 283 amino acids. NCBI's taxonomy places the organism in Eukaryota, Metazoa, Chordata, Aves, Gruiformes, Gruidae. The record is from RefSeq and is a predicted model, not a curated record.
GCUGGAUGCUUGAGCUCUGUGCUGGAGCCCACGCGGAGUGGCCGUCCGUGCACAUCUGUGGUGCACACCCGUGGUGCACACGCCUGCGUGUGAGUGUCUGCGUGUGCCUGGUGGGAGGCCGCGCGCAGCCUGGCUCAUGCCUGGUGCUGGGGCGGGGAGCUGUGAGAGCCGGAUGGUCAAGGAACAGGCAAACCCCACGGGGAGACGCCGACAGGCAGCACCCGCAGUCGCUCCCGCCCGCAUGCUAAGAGUGGGUGCUGAGAGUGACGCCCUGUUUCCCCGUGGCGGUGGCUGGGCCCCGCCUCAGCUCUUGGCGCCAGCCCCAGGGAGGUGAUGGCCAUGUCACAGUGGGCAGCGGUGGCCGUGUCACUGCGAUGUCACUGUGCCUUUGUGAGACGGGCGCCCUGGCAGGUAGAAAGGGAGCUGCUCCCAGAGGCGGGGGAGCAUUUGGAGGAGAACCCAACCUCGGUGCUACUGGGCAGGGGUUUGGAGAGCAGUCACCAACGACCUGUCCUGUGUCCGCCGUGCAGCGGAAGGUGCCCGACGGAGAAGAGGAGGUGAGGGCCGAGUACGCCCACGGUCCCCGCAGCCCUUGGCUGGGGGUCUGUGUGUGUCUGCCAGCGGCAGGGGGAAGGCAGCUGCCUGGACCGAGGCACGUGUGCUGCUGGGGCUGGUGCAGCCAUGCUGGCAGAAGCGGUGAAGGAAGACCUCCGCAUGCUCCGGGAGCGCCUGGCCCAGUGUUCUGCGGAGUCCGUAAGGCACAAGGAGCUGCUGCGGUGUCUGGUAGGUGUGGAGCGUUCCCCUUGCCCCCCGGGGCUGGGGCUGCGAGAGCUGAGCCCCUGACCCCUCCUUUGCCCACGCAGGGGAAGAAGCAGCAGGAGCUGAGGGAAGCCAUGGAGGAGCUCAGGAGAGAGAACUGUGAUGUGGCGCGGUGUUUCCGAAACAACCGCCAGGAGCUCCAGGAGCUGGAGGGGCUGGUGGCCCAGACAAAGGAGCACUUUCAGAUGGAGAACGGGGAGGCAGGCGUGAGCGUGGAAGAGGCGCAGAAGGUAGAGGGGAGAAGGAGGCCCGUCCUGACAGGGUCAGGGAGGGGGGUGCCAGUGCUGGGGCCGUGCAGCCCAGCAGCCGCAGCAGUGGUGUGGCUGGGGAGGACCUUUCCUUUGGGCCUCGAUGGCAUCCGUGAUGGAGGGCUGGGGCCUCUGGAUUGGGAGGGGGGUGCCGGGUAGUCUGGCGGUGGGCCCUCGCCGGUGCCACGGGGGUCCUCGUCCAGCCCCUGCCCCUCCUGGAGAGGUUCCUGUUCCCCUUUCUCUCGCAGGCAGACCUCUUUCAGGGAACGGCAGGAGGAGGCACAGCAGUGCCGGAGCUUUUCAAGACGGACCAGUGGUCAGAGCUGACAAAAGCUCUGCAGGAGCAAGUUGAGGUCAAGAAGCUGCUCAGGAACAAGCUCCAGCACCUCCAGGAGAGACAGGAAUGCCUGCGAGAGCCAAGAGCUUUGUGAGUGGCAACGAGUCCCUGACUGAAACCUGUGGCAGCGGGACGGGGGGGUGCUGAGCAGCUGAGGCUGGGCAGCACCCCGGCUCCCUGUUGGCCACCACCCGGGGGGUCGCCAUGCCGGCCGAGGUCUCUUCUCACAGCCCAGAACCCCAUGGUUUCCGUAGCAGGGGGAAGAAGGUGCAGGCAGAACCACCAGAGGAGUCGCUGCUGCAGGAGAUGGUGGCCGUGCAGCUGGUAGGACAGACAAGCCCGCUGUGGGCCUUGGGGAGGGAAGGGUCUGCUCUGUGCCCGAGGAACAUGAGGGCACUGGUCUCAGCGGGGACGAGGGAGGGGCUCUGAGCCCCCAAACCUCGGCCCCCUCGCACACCCCAACACAUGUCCCUGCUGUGCCUUGGCCUGUAGGAGGAGCAGCUGGCGUCAAGGAGGCAUGGCAUCACUUCUUGGCUGAGGUGAGUUGCCGGGGGGGGCUCGCGGUGCCGUGGCUCUUCGUAGGCAGUGGGGUGCCCGUGCCAGUGGUCCCAAGGGCAUUAGGCAGCUUGGGACUUCUCCGGGAUGAAAUGUUUCAGUAUGUCUUUUCUUCCUAGCUUGGGGGGCGCGUAAGGGGGGCAUUUGGGGGCCCACUGGGGAGACGGACAGUAGAGCUGGGAGAGGUGCCCGGGCCCCUCACUCCAGUCCUGAGCGGGGAGUGCUGUGCCCGGCACGGUGCAUGGUCCCACAGUGGCAUUUGAAGAGGGUGUUUGGAAAGAGCGGAGGCAAAUUGGGCCCCUGCUCUGCCUGACCCCUCUCCUGUCCCCCAGGAGACUUCUUCUGUUCCUCGCCUUCCUCCAGAUCGCCAUCCUCAUCGUGGUUGUGCUGAAGGGAGACAUCCUUGACUGGGUCCUGCCACCAAAGCUGGCGGCCGCCUUUGGGAGCCGCCCAGCGAGGUCCCAGCUCUUCUGAGAUAAAGCAGG